ACUGUUCGAACAUAUAUAGGUGUAAAUGCAAUGUUUAACAAACGUAAUCUUUCGGCUUUAAAAAAGCGCACUCCUUUAAUACAUCCGACGAAUCUCAGUGACGUGCCGGAAGACAACAAGGAGGAUGCAGCAGUAAUAAAGGUGCCGGAACGCAGAGUAGUAAAGAAACAUUGCGCCGGGAGCACCCGAGACUCUAAAGUCGAAUCAACGUCAAGCCAUGUCUAUAGCGCAACUGAUAGAUCAGAGGAGGAUAAAAACGACCAAAGAGCCACUUCUACUUAUGAAAUAGAUACAGAGGUGUCGCGGGAUCAUCGCAGCAUUCUGGAACGAAACGCCGAAAUCGGCAAACAAAUACUCAAUAACGAACUGGAGGAUGGCGUGUACCGAGGACGUGGUGCAUACCGCCCGGUUAUGAAUGUGCGUGAAGGUAGUAUUGCUGCAGCCAAAUAUACAGGAUUAUAUGGUCCUGUACGUGCAUCGAUGACAAAUGUGCGUACUACGUUACGCAUAGAUUAUCAACCUGAUGUAUGUAAAGAUUACAAAGAAACAGGAUACUGUGGCUUCGGCGAUUCGUGCAAAUUUCUACACGAUCGUAGCGACUAUAAAUCAGGAUGGCAAAUAGAAAAUGAAUGGGAGCAAGCACAGGCUGCCAAAAGGAAAAAGUUACAAGAAAAACUAGACAGCUGGCAACGGAAAGUACAGAAAAACCUAGCUGAUCCAGAAAAUGUGUCUUCACAAUCUGAAAAUGAAAGUCAAUCAUCCGAUUCGGACUGCAGUACGUCAGAUAGUGACUCUUCCGACGAUGAACCAACUGAAAAAUCGCAAUACGCAAAAACAUUGAAAGCUAAAGCACGCAAAAUGAAUGUACCUUUUGCAUGCUUAGCUUGCAGGAAAGCAUGGAGAACAUCAAUGAAUCCAAUCAUGACGACAUGUGGCCAUUACUUUUGCGAAUCUUGCUCUAUAAGAGCAUAUUCACGUAACAUGAAAUGUGCAAAGUGCGGAGUUACACAGGAUGGAAUCCUAAAUCCUGCACAGGCAAUAAUUAAACUUCUCGAAUCAGUUGAACAACCUGAACAAUAAGUGUGUAACGUUAUAUUGUC
Babesia bovis T2Bo is the source of this 1100-nucleotide messenger RNA. RefSeq names its product Zinc finger C-x8-C-x5-C-x3-H type (and similar) family protein. The transcript is spliced from 4 exons. The record is from RefSeq and is a predicted model, not a curated record. Gene Ontology annotation, cellular component: U2-type spliceosomal complex. Gene Ontology annotation, molecular function: metal ion binding. Gene Ontology annotation, biological process: snoRNA splicing. Lineage: Eukaryota; Apicomplexa; Aconoidasida; Piroplasmida; Babesiidae. Bases 31 to 1080 code for a protein of 349 amino acids.